CCGCCUUCUCCUCACACUCCCCCCUGUCCCAAAUCCCCAUCUCUAGAAGCCUCUGCAUAGUCUAGCGACAGGUGGAAGCAAUGGCUAUUAGGGCUACCACUUGUGUUGCGUCUUUGGUGCUGUUUUUGACUCUUGUCGAGGCAAGAAUUCCUGGUGUUUACACUGGAGGAGCCUGGCAGAGCGCGCAUGCUACUUUUUACGGUGGCAGUGAUGCCUCUGGAACUAUGGGCGGCGCUUGCGGGUACGGCAACUUGUACAGCCAAGGCUAUGGCGUGAAUACCGCAGCACUAAGCACAGCCCUGUUCAACAGUGGCCUUAGUUGUGGUGCUUGUUUUGAAAUAAAGUGCGGUAAUGACCCACAAUGGUGCCACUCUGGUAGCCCGUCAAUUUUAAUCACAGCAACAAACUUUUGCCCUCCUAAUUAUGCAUUGCCCAGUGACAAUGGUGGUUGGUGCAAUCCUCCUCGUCCUCACUUCGAUCUUGCUAUGCCCAUGUUCCUCAAGAUCGCUGAGUACCGUGCUGGCAUCGUUCCUGUCUCUUACCGCCGGGUACCGUGUAGAAAACGAGGGGGGAUCAGGUUCCAAAUCAACGGUCACCGUUACUUCAACUUGGUUUUGAUCACCAACGUUGCAGGUGCAGGAGAUAUUGUGAAAGUGAGCGUGAAGGGAUCAAAGACUGGGUGGAUGAGCAUGAGUCGUAACUGGGGUCAAAACUGGCAGUCAAACUCAGUUUUGGUUGGUCAGUCAUUAUCUUUCAGGGUCACCGGCAGUGAUAGACGCACCUCUACUUCAUGGAACGUUGUUCCUUCAAACUGGCAAUUUAGUCAAACUUUCGUUGGAAAGAAUUUUAGGGUUUAAACUGGUUUAAUUUGAAUUUCCCUCUUGAUAUGUUGGCUUCUUUUUUCCGUGCCUUUUCUUUCCCGGGUGAAAAAAGUGGAAAUAAGAAAAGUGUGUCGGUGGUGGCGGUGAAAGGGAGAGAUUUUUUCCUUUUUUUGGGUGGUUGUUAUGUUAAUGGAUAAAAAAAAAGGUGAAAAAGUGAAUGUAGUAAGGUCGGAAGCAGAGGUGGCUGCAAGGAUGAAUGUAGCCCGCCGCUUUUGUUUACCAUGUUAUAAAUUAAUAUCUAUAUAUAUAUACAUACAAGAAUCUUGUUUCUUUGUUUUC
Messenger RNA from Populus euphratica (Euphrates poplar), 1160 nucleotides. RefSeq names its product expansin-A4. Gene Ontology annotation, cellular component: extracellular region. Bases 81 to 857 code for a protein of 258 amino acids. Gene Ontology annotation, biological process: plant-type cell wall organization. Lineage: Eukaryota; Viridiplantae; Streptophyta; Magnoliopsida; Malpighiales; Salicaceae. The transcript is spliced from 3 exons. The record is from RefSeq and is a predicted model, not a curated record.